UCGUGGAAUUGAGGAUCACACACACACAUCUAUAUAUAUUUAUAUAGCUAUAUUUAUAAGUCAAAUGUGACGUCCGAUCACAGUACAUAUACGAGCGUUAUUAUUCACUGUUAUUUUUGGUGAUUUGUAUAAUUUGUCAUUUUUGAUCUUUUGAGUGUCUAGCAAAAAUAUAUGUCUUUGAUUUUGAUUAAAACUGAAGAUGACCGAGAAAAAAUUACAUUUAUAUUCUAAUGGAGCCAAAGAAUUAAUGACUAAUAAAGAUUAUAUUGCUCCAGUAAGGUUAUGGAAGAAAUUGCAAAUAAACGAAGGGACUUUCAGUUGUUUACUCUUCAUAAUGUCACUGUCCAUUGUUUUGGGAAAGUUAUAUAUAAAUUACGGGAAUAUUGUACAGCUGCAAAAUAAUUUUAAAUAUAUAUCAUCAACAUCUGUGUUUCCAAAUAUCUCCAAUGUAUUUGAUUUAUCACGUAUACCUAAUGUGUCACAAUUUAGCGUGAAACAAUUAACUACUGUGAAUGAAAAGUUUGUUAAUACUAGUCAAUACGAUGAUGUUCUAAGUGUAAUGACAUCAUUUGUUAAAACAUAUGGAUGGCUGAUAAAAGCAACAAUAUGUGGUCUCAUAAUGAUGGGUUUUAGUUGGUAUAUAAUUUAUAAAGAUAGCAGUAUUCCUGGAAUUAAUCCACCUUCCCCUCUUAGUCCUUCUAAUCGAAGAUUUUCAAAGUCAUCAGGAGUACAAGUGAAUUAUUUGAUCGGAAUAUUAAAUGGGAUACUAAUCUUUGUCUACAUGUGUCUCUAAUAUCCUUAAAUCUAAAGUAUGACAAUGUGGUAGCAUGUACAUUAUACAGUGCCCUACAGUAAUUCUAUUUAUUUGUUAUUUAUAUUAAUUAGUGAUACUUAUUCGAAAUAUUAAUUAUUUCUGAUUAUUAGAGUAUUUAAUUUAAUAAUUAGCCUCUUAUAUUUAUAUAAUUUAUGCCAUACAAACCAAGAAAUAUCUUUCAUAAUGAAACAAGUAAUUUCAUAAGAUAUAUAUUUUCUGUAUUAGAUGUUUGUUACAGAGCAGUAUUUUCUUACAUACAUACGUUAAAGUGAGAAAAUAUAUUCUAUAUACAGUUUAGAAUAAUGUUUUGCUUCUAUACAGUAUUGCAACAUUAUAAAAGUGUAUAAUUUGUGUUGUCAUUUUAAAAAUGUCUAAAGAUCUAUGUACUGUAUAAAGAGAUAUAUGUACUACAUAAAUAUUUAAUAUUUAAUAUAUAAAUUCAUGUAUCUUGAUUGAUAAA
Messenger RNA from Megachile rotundata (alfalfa leafcutting bee), 1274 nucleotides. RefSeq lists its product as uncharacterized. Lineage: Eukaryota; Metazoa; Arthropoda; Insecta; Hymenoptera; Megachilidae. The record is from RefSeq and is a predicted model, not a curated record.